Messenger RNA from Coffea arabica (coffee), 532 nucleotides. Lineage: Eukaryota; Viridiplantae; Streptophyta; Magnoliopsida; Gentianales; Rubiaceae. The record is from RefSeq and is a predicted model, not a curated record.
UAAGAUAUCGGAGAUGGCUAAAUCUCAAUUCAGCUGCGCAACCUUCUUUGCCCUGCUCAUCUGCUUCCUCCUCCUCGUACCAAAUGAGAUGCCAAUAGCUGAAGCUAAAUCUUGCCAGAAGCCUAGCAAAUCCUGGUCAGGGAAAUGUGCCGAUAAAGGGUGCCACAAUGUUUGCAAGUCUCGAGACCAUGCUGACUCCGGAUCAUGUAUGUGGACUGGCCAAGGUCAUCAACGUCAUUAUGCUUGCUACUGUCGCUACAAAUGUUGAAAGCCUACUAUAUGCUACAAUUUGCACCGUACUUUGUAAUGUGAAAUAAAGGCCAACAAUUCACUAGAAUUGCAUAUGUGCCGCCAAUGGUAGCUGUUCCUAUGUCAGUUGCUAAUUAUGUAUGCCUGUAUGUGUUAUCAUUGAAACAUCACUGCUCAGUGAUAACUUAAUCAGUCUAUCCAUGUGUGUUUGUUACCAUCUGUCUUGUACUCAUUUAAAUAUAAAUGGACUACCUCUAUCCAAGUAUGAGAGUCAUUUUUCUGG